AAGAAGGGAGAGGCCCCUUGCCGGGGUCUCUGUGGAGCUGUGGCCGCGCCGGCUUGGAGCAUCCCUGCGCUGGCAGGCUGGGGGACUGUGAGGCUGCAUCUCCGGCGGCCAGCUCCGGAGAGGACAUGUCCAAUGAUGAUGAGGCAGCGGCAGAGGCAGCGGGUGACACCCACCUACUUGGCUUCUCUGAUGAGAUCCUCCUACAUAUCCUGAGCCACGUCCCCAGCACAGACCUGGUUCUCAAUGUGCGGCGUACCUGCCGGAAGCUCGCAGCCCUGUGUCUGGACAAGAGCCUGGUGCACACUGUGCUACUGCAGAAGGACUACCAGGCCAGUGAGGAGAAGGUGAAGCAGCUGGUGAAGGAGAUUGGCCGGGAGAUCCAGCAGCUGAACAUGGCAGGCUGCUAUUGGCUGCCCGGCUCCACCAUCGAGCACGUGGCCCGCUGUCACAGCCUGGUGAAGGUGAACUCGUCAGGUUGUCACCUCACCUCGCUGCGGCUGUCCAGGGUGCUCUCCUGCCUGCAGCGCCUGCGCUCACUGGCCAUCGACGUGAGCCCUGGCUUCGACGCCAGCCAGCUGAGCAGUGAGUGCAAGGCCACGCUGAGCCGCGUGCAGGAGCUCAAGCAGACGCUCUUCACACCGUCCUACGGCGUGGUGCCCUGCUGUGCCAGCCUGCAGAAGCUGCUGCUGUACUUCGAGAUCCUGGACCGCACCCGUGAGGGCGCCGUCCUCUCCGGCCAGCUCAUGGUGGGCCAGAGCAACGUGCCCCACUACCAGAACCUGCGUGUCUUCUACGCACGCCUGGCCCCUGGCUACAUCAACCAGGAGGUGGUAAGGCUCUACCUCGCUGUGCUCAGCGACCGCACGCCUGAGAACCUGCAUGCCUUCCUCAUCUCCGUCCCCGGCAGCUUCGCAGAGAGCGGGGCCACCAAAAACCUGCUGGACUCCAUGGCCCGCAACGUGGCCCUAGAUGCCCUGCAGCUGCCCAAGUCCUGGCUGAAUGGUUCCACCCUCCUCCAGCACAUGAAGUUCAACAAUCCCUUCUACUUCAGCUUCAGCCGGUGUACGCUGUCAGGCGGUCACCUGAUCCAGCGACUCAUCAAUGGGGGGAAGGACCUGCGUAGCCUGGCCAGCCUCAACCUCAGCGGCUGCGUGCACUGCCUGUCCGCGGACUCAUUGCUGCGGAAGGCCGAGGACGACAUCGACAGCAGCAUCCUCGAGACUCUGGUGGAGUCCUGCUGCAACCUGCAUCACCUCAAUCUCUCAGCCGCCCAUCACCACAGCUCUGACGGCCUGGGCCGCCACCUCUGCCAGCUCCUGGCUCGGCUCUGCCACCUGCGCUCCCUGUCCCUGCCUGUCUGCUCUGUGGCCGACUCGGCACCCAGGCCUGACCGUGCGCCUGCCCCGCCAGCCAUGCAUGCAGUACCCCGUGGAUUUGGCAAGAAGGUGCGCAUUGGGGUGCAGACCUGUCCCAACCCCUUUGUGGGCCAGUCGGCCCCACAGCCUGCCUCUGUGUUUUGGUCUCUGCUGAAGAAGCUCCCAUUUCUGGAGCACCUGGAACUGAUCGGGUCCAAUUUCUCCUCAGCCAUGCCCCGCAAUGAGCCAGCCAUCCGCAACUCCCUCCCGCCCUGCAGUCGGGCACAGAACGUGGGGGACUCAGAGGUGGCCGCCAUUGGCCAGCUGACCUUCCUGCGGCACCUGACACUAGCCCAGCUGCCAGGCAUGCUGACGGGCUCUGGACUAGUGAGCAUUGGCCUACAGUGCCAGCAGUUGCAGUCCCUGUCGCUGGCCAACCUGGGCAUGAUGGGAAAGGUGGUGUACAUGCCUGCUCUUGCCGACAUGCUGAAGCACUGCAAGCGUCUGAAGGACCUGAGGCUGGAGCAGCCCUAUUUCAACGCCAACGCACAGUUCUUCCAGGCCCUGGGCCAGUGCUCCUCUCUGCAGCGCCUGUGCCUGGUGUCGCGCAGUGGCACUCUGCAGCCCGAUGCCGUGUUGGCCUUUAUGGCCCGUUGCCUGCAGGUCGUCAUGUGUCACAUGUUCACCGGAGAAUCCCUCACCACCUGCAAGAGCCUACAGCAGUCGCUCCUCCGGAGUUUCCAGGCCGAGAGACCCGCGUUGAACGUCGUCAUCUUCCCUCUGCUCCACGAGGGCCUGACAGAUGUUAUCCGAGAUGUCCCCAUGGUGCACCUGGACGAGAUCACCUUAUUCAAAAGCAGAGUGGCCGAGGAACCCCCGAACCUGUGGUGGUGAGAGGGGCCCCCCUGGCACCGCCCCGCCCAUCGCUCCUGCUGGCAGAGACUUUUGCAGACAGUGGGUCCUUGUCGGGACAGGAAGAAAGUUUCCGGUUCUCCUGAGACAUUCACCCCAGUCCCCUGGGUUUUUCUCUCAUUCUUCGGAGUGCUCAGUGACAAGAAGUAAUCUGGUGAGCCAUGGAUGAAAGGGCAGUGGAUGAGCCAGGCUGGCCUUCAGGGGCUGGCCAUGCUCCUGGGGGCUGUGUGGGCUGCGAGCCCCGGGCUUCGGCCUGCUUCAGCCUGGGGACUGUCCCCUGCACCUUUGUCCGUGGUCAUCUACAGGUGAGCUCAGUAAUGUGACUGUACCCACAUGGAGUCAGGGUGGGCCAGGCUGUCACUGUGAAAUGACAUUUGUGAGCCUGUGGCUCCUUUUCCUAUUGAGAUACAUUUAGGGCGUGGUCCAGUGGCAGAGUACUCGCCUCGUGCACGUGAGACCCUGGGUUCCAUCCCCACCACAAAGAAAAACGUGUUUUAGCCCA
Messenger RNA from Rattus norvegicus (Norway rat), 2769 nucleotides. RefSeq names its product F-box and leucine-rich repeat protein 18 like 1 (gene Fbxl18l1). Gene Ontology annotation, biological process: SCF-dependent proteasomal ubiquitin-dependent protein catabolic process. The record is from RefSeq and is a predicted model, not a curated record. Lineage: Eukaryota; Metazoa; Chordata; Mammalia; Rodentia; Muridae.